AUGGCGAAGCCCCCGUCGUCCGCGGCUGCGGCGGCCGCCGGAGGCCGUGGCCCGGUUCACAACCGGACCCGGCUCCUCCUCGUCCUCCUCGUGGCCGUCGCCGCCUCCGCAUCCACAGCGGGGUUCCUCCUCCGCGGUGCCCUGCGAGACCCCUGCGACGGCCGUGGGGACCCCGCCGCCCUCAACACCGCCGUCGCCGCGGGGAGUCCCCUCGGGUUCAUGAGCUCCAAACUCGUGCUCCUCGUCUCCCACGAGCUCUCCCUCUCGGGUGGCCCACUUUUACUGAUGGAAUUGGCAUUUCUUCUGAGGCAUGUUGGCUCGCAAGUGGUGUGGAUAACAAACCAGAGAUCAGAAGAAACAAAUGAUGUCACAUAUAGCUUGGAGCAUAGGAUGUUGAACCAUGGAGUGCAGGUUUUACCAGCUAGGGGACAGGAGGCAGUUGAUAUUGCUCUAAAAGCUGAUCUGGUUAUUUUAAACACUGCUGUUGCUGGCAAGUGGCUUGAUCCUGUUCUGAAAGAUCAUGUUCCUAAAGUCCUUCCGAAGAUUUUGUGGUGGAUCCAUGAAAUGCGAGGGCAUUACUUUAAGGUUGAAUAUGUCAAACAUCUUCCCUUUGUUGCUGGAGCCAUGAUUGAUUCUCAUACAACGGCUGAAUAUUGGAAGAGCAGGACUAGUGACCGCCUGAAAAUACAGAUGCCACAAACUUAUGUUGUUCACCUGGGGAAUAGUAAAGAACUAAUGGAAGUUGCUGAAGAUAGUGUCGCAAGAAGAGUCCUACGGGAACAUAUUCGUGAGUCCCUUGGAGUACGGAGUGAAGAUAUCCUGUUUGCAAUAAUAAACAGUGUAUCACGAGGAAAGGGACAAGACUUAUUUCUUCAAGCAUUUUAUCAGGGUUUGCAGCUCAUCCAACACCAGAAACUAAAAGUGCCUACAAUGCAUGCUGUAGUUGUGGGAAGUGAUAUGAAUGCUCAGACCAAAUUUGAGACUCAGUUACGUGACUUUGUGGUGAAGAAUGUGAUUCAUGACCGUGUCCAUUUUGUGAACAAGACAUUGUCAGUGGCCCCUUAUUUGGCAGCAAUUGAUGUUCUUGUUCAGAAUUCUCAGGCCCGUGGAGAAUGCUUCGGAAGGAUAACAAUUGAAGCAAUGGCAUUCAAGUUGCCAGUAUUGGGCACGGCUGCUGGAGGGACCACGGAAAUCGUCGUGGACGGCUCGACUGGCCUUCUGCAUCCUGCUGGGAAGGAGGGCGUGACGCCUCUUGCAAAGAACAUCGUGAGACUCGCAAACCAUGCCGAGCAAAGGGUCUCCAUGGGGGAAAAGGGCUAUGAGAGGGUGAAGGAAACGUUCAUGGAGCACCACAUGGCUGAGAGGAUCGCGGCGGUGUUGAAGGAAGUUCUGCGGAAAUCACAGGAACACUCAAGGUCUUGA
Molecule: messenger RNA, 1422 nt
Organism: Miscanthus lutarioriparius
Lineage: Eukaryota; Viridiplantae; Streptophyta; Magnoliopsida; Poales; Poaceae
Source: the annotation of a GenBank genome assembly